AUGGCACAACAAACUCAGCCCAGCGCGGUGUUAACGCUGCGGGAUCACACAGACUUCACAAACUGGAUGACGCAACUCGAAGCGCGAUGUGUCGCGUACAACAUCUGGAGCAAAAUUGAUCCAUCAUCCACUGAGAUCCCACUACGCGAACCGAUAAAACCUGUCCUACCAAAAGCCGCCGACUACACUCCAGCCGCGAACGUCGAGAUACCCCAACGACCAUCCGACCUCUCCGCAGGGGCCAGAGGGCGUAUAAGGAGGACGUCGAAUACUACAAACUACAAAGCGAGGAAUACAAGAGCGAUCAACGGCUCUACGAUAAAGAACAAGCGGCAUGGCAACAUAUCGUCGCGUUCAUACAGUCCACGGUGUCACCGCAUCUCGCGAGCACCUGCUGCCUCCCCAAACUACCGCUACGACAAUGGAUAA
This is a messenger RNA of Aaosphaeria arxii CBS 175.79, 429 nucleotides long. RefSeq lists its product as uncharacterized. The record is from RefSeq and is a predicted model, not a curated record. Bases 1 to 429 code for a protein of 142 amino acids. NCBI's taxonomy places the organism in Eukaryota, Fungi, Ascomycota, Dothideomycetes, Pleosporales. The transcript has a single exon.